AUGGGUCGCAGCGGCCGCGGACGGGUUGCCACGAAGGAAAGCCGCGCAGAGGAAGAAGGAGCUCAAGACGCCUUGAGGGAGGUGCCCACUCCGCUUCGUGGCGGUCGGGCCACCGUGAAGACUCCGGUAAACGCACUGGAGGAGGUCAUGCGACGAAGAGGCGUCGAUGAGGCUUGGGAUGCCUUGGAGCAGAUGCAUGCAGACGGAAAGACAACGGACAAGUACACGGUUUCCAGAAUGCUGAUGAAGACCGUGGGUGACGGGCAAGCUCACCUCGACCCAACAAGAGCCUACAGGGGAAUCGCUUUGGUUGAGCGAUUCAUCGAGAUGCAACCGGAGGAUGUGGACGAGGUCUUGUUCAAUGCCCUCCUGGACACUUGCUGCCGCCUCAAGGACCUCAAACGGCUCGAGAGCUGUGUCAGCUGGAUGCGGCAGCUGAGAGUAAAGCCAUCGCCUAUCACACUAGGCAUUCUGGUGAAAACUUAUGGCCAAGCUGGUGACUUGGAGAAGGUCUUGGCGGCCUGGGACGAAAUGGAGGAGCAGAGAGGAUUGGCCAACUCAGUGACAUACGGCUGCAUGCUGGACGCGUGCGUCAAGUGUGGGAACCUCCAGAAGGCCGUGGAGGUAUUCCGAGGAAUGCGUGCCACGGGCAAGCAUCGCAACACUAUCCUCUACACCACUAUGAUCAAAGGCUAUGGCUUACACAAGGAGCUGGAGAAUGCGCUGGAGCUUUUCCAUGAAAUGCGAGAGGAAGGUGUCCCUUACAACACCAUCACGUACAACUCCAUCCUGGAAGCCUGUGUGAAAUGCGGAGACAUUGUGUCCGCAGAGAACAUUCUCGAGCAGAUGGUGCAGACGGAGAUGGAAAUCGUUCCAGACUUGAUCAGCUACUCGACGGUCCUGAAAGGCUACUGCCAGAAUGGAGAGCUGCUGAAGGCGCUUUGCAUGUUCGAUGACAUGAAAGAGCGACGCCUUCGCUGCGACGAGCUCGUGUACAAUACGCUCAUGGAAGGCUGUGUGAAGGCAGACGACUGGAAAGCAGGCUGCGGCCUCUUCGCAGAGAUGGUGUCCUGUGGACUCCGACCAUCUGCGAUCACAGCCAGCAUCCUCUCGAGGCUUUUCCAGCGAGUCGGCCAUGAAGAUGCAGAUGACAGGGUGACGGAUCUCUUCGCCGCGGUUGGCCUGGAAAAGCCGCAGCCAGCGGAGCGGCCUCGUGCCUCUCGCCGCGGGCAGCGCUCGCCCGCUGCUUCUCCGGUGGAGGCAUCUCCGUCAGUCACCGAUGGCCUGCCACACCUGGUGUCGCAGAGCGAGAUGUCUGAGGCCCCAUUGAGGCAGCUGCGGGGCCAUCUUUCCAACGGCAGCAUGUGCAGUGUGCCUCCUUCGCCUAUGUCGCCGCCUCACGCAAUGGGCUCACCCGCACUUCACGGCCACAUGCGGCAAGGACAGUUUCCCGCAGUGCAUCACUCGCCUCUGCGGCCGCACGGCGAUGCUUCGGAUCAGGUCAAGCAUAGCCGCGUGCCCUCACUCGCAUCCAUGCUGCCACCCGUCGAAAACCGCUACCAGGAGAAGGCAUCCUUCUCUCAGGCAGGCGCCGGUGGCCUCGCUCAACCUUUGCCAAUGGAUGGCAGUUUCCAUGAGGCUUGCGGCUCGCACGCAGGACAAGUGCCCAUACAGUUUUCUCCCGCAUUGAAGGGGACCUCGGGAACCAGCGCGCAGCCUUCGUUGGCUUCUCUGUUGCGGCAGCCAGAGGAGGUGUAUGACCAGCAGGGGCAUCGCCACACUCAUGGUCGAACCCCGUCCCUUGCGACGCUGCUGGCUCCGCUGGACGGGCUAGCCGAGGGGGCCUGCCAAAAGAGUGAUCGCUUCAGUGACCAGGCUCCUCAGCCGUCGCCUGGUGCUACGAUGCCGAGCCCAGUCGGACUGCUUGGGGCGGCGGACGGCAAGCACGACCAGGACAUGAGGCAGGCUUAUGGGCACGCCGUCCCCACCCUCGCCGCGAUGCUUUCCCCCAUGGAGGCAUCUCGUGACCAGGCCCUGCCGACGCCAACGCGAACCAACAUGUCCCCGGAUGGCCAACCGGCACCGGGACAAAUGCCUUUGUCGCCGGCAUCAAUGCUUCUGUCAGCAGAAGCAGCGGGGGAUCAGGCGGGGGACCUUCUCUGCAAAUGUCUGACCAGGGUGCGUCGCCUGUCCAGCUUUUCGGGGUACAUCCACACGAGGAGCAAAUGCCCAGACCUCGAGGAUGAGUCGAGAGCGUUCCUGGAGCCGAAGCGACACCUGCCCGCUGUCGUCGGCGCAGCGAGGACCACGGCGGCCAAGAGGCUCAGCGUGAUGAAAACACGUGCCCUGCCCGCGUACCAACGCCAGCAGCUAAGAAUAGCUGGACCUGAAGCAGAGCCACCUCUGACAGAGAGGGCAAAGGCUCCGGUGGAGGACCGUCUUCGUGCGACCGGCGUUCAGUUCGAGUUGGCAUAUACUGGAGAUUGGUUGGAAGUGUUUGACAAGAAGCUGGAGCAGGCCCUAGGUGACAUAGAGGAUGCCGACAUCCCACAGGAAGAGCUGGUGGGCUUCAGCCUGUCCAUUACGGACGCCCACGGAUCCGUGCUGGUCUACCUAGACAGUGCGGAACUGGAAACGUCUGGCCUGCCGACGCAAGAGCUUUUUUCAGGAUGCCAAGCUGGCGUGUCUGCGCACUUCCCCUUGCGAGUGCGCUUCGGGCCCUCUUCCUCGGGGCAAGAUGCCGGGGGCCUCGUUUCUGCCGCCCCAGAGGGGCCGAAGACGGAGCUCCCCAUCAGCCCUGCUGUUCUUCUGGAGCAGUUUCGGCGGAAUCUGUGCCGGAAGCCGCUGCGACUCGGCGGCCCAGUGAGUCUGGCCAGGGUGGAGGAGCUGUGUGAAAUCCUGGCAAUCGGAGAAGGGAGCCCUUCGGAGGAGCAUCCUGGCGUGAUGAACAACGGCUUUUCGAUUAAUUUUGUCCCUGUGCUGCUGCAGGCACAAGCCUCGACCGAGUAA
Molecule: messenger RNA, 3009 nt
Organism: Symbiodinium sp. CCMP2592
Lineage: Eukaryota; Dinophyceae; Suessiales; Symbiodiniaceae
Source: the annotation of a GenBank genome assembly